This is a messenger RNA of Emiliania huxleyi CCMP1516, 1167 nucleotides long. RefSeq lists its product as hypothetical. Gene Ontology annotation, cellular component: nucleus. Gene Ontology annotation, biological process: regulation of DNA repair; DNA-templated DNA replication. The record is from RefSeq and is a predicted model, not a curated record. Gene Ontology annotation, molecular function: enzyme activator activity; single-stranded DNA helicase activity; DNA binding. The transcript has 2 exons. NCBI's taxonomy places the organism in Eukaryota, Haptophyta, Isochrysidales, Noelaerhabdaceae. The annotation marks the transcript as partial.
CCACUCGCCGAGCGCAUGCGUCCAUCGCGCCUCGACGACCUGCUCGGGCAGGGCGAGGCGCUUGACGCGGUGCUGCGGCAGUCGCUCUGCGAGGACCGGCUCCCCUCGCUGCUGCUCUGGGGCCCGCCUGGUUGCGGCAAGACCUCGUUCGCCGCCUGCGUUGCCGCCUCGACGCAGCGUCUCUUCCGCAGCCUCUCGGCCGCCAAGUGUGGCGUGAGCGAGCUGAGGGAGGAGCUCAGCCGCGCUGCCAAUGCGUUGCGCCUGCGCGGUGUGGGCACGAUCCUCUUUGUGGACGAGAUUCACCGCUGGAGCAAGGCGCAGCAAGACGCUCUCCUCAUGGACGUGGAGAAGGGCACCGUCACUCUGGUCGGUGCCACCACCGAGAAUCCCUCCUUCUCCGUCAACAACGCCAUCCUCAGCCGCUGCCGCCUCGUCCUCUUCCGCAAGGUCGACGACGACGCACUCUCCGCCGUCCUCGACCGGGCAAUCGCCGCCGACGCCGCGCUCCAAGGCGCCGCCCUCAGCCCCGCGGCGCGGCGUGCGCUAGUCGCCGCCGCCGACGGCGACGCGAGAGUUCUGCUCAACACGCUCGAGCUCGCCGCCGCCGCAUCCCGUGGCGGAGCCGGCGCGGGCGGAGCUGGCGCGGGCGGCGCUGGCGACGGAGAUGGCACUGCUUGGGCGGUGCACGAGGAUGCUGUGCUGGCCGCCGUGCAGCGACGAGCAACCUACUACGACCGCAAUGGCGACUUCCACUACGACUUGAUCAGCGCGCUGCACAAGUCUCUGCGGGGAGGGGACGCCGACGGCGCGCUCUACUACUGCUGCCGCAUGCUCGAGGGAGGCGAGGAGCCGCGCUACCUCACUCGCCGGCUGAUCCGCUUCGCGUCGGAGGACGUCGGCCUCUCAGACCCGCUCGCGCUGCAGCAGGCGGUCGCCGCCGAUGCCGCCGUGCACGCGAUCGGUAUGCCCGAGUGCGGCGUGUGCAUCGCUCAGUGCGCCGUCUACCUCGCGCUCGCGCCCAAGUCCGUCGCAGUGUACCGCGCGUACAACGCGGCGAUGAAGUCGGCGGCGGACGAGCCGCGAUGCCCAGUGCCGAUGCACAUUCGCAACGCGCCUACUAAACUGAUGAGGGAGGUUGGAUGCGGGAAGGGCUACCAGUACAACCCG